This is a messenger RNA of Sabethes cyaneus, 1012 nucleotides long. It is a transcript of the gene mei-W68, whose product is annotated as meiotic recombination protein SPO11. Gene Ontology annotation, biological process: meiotic DNA double-strand break processing; reciprocal meiotic recombination; meiotic DNA double-strand break formation. The coding region runs from base 131 to 1012 and encodes 293 amino acids. Gene Ontology annotation, molecular function: ATP binding; DNA topoisomerase type II (double strand cut, ATP-hydrolyzing) activity; DNA binding. The transcript is spliced from 4 exons. Lineage: Eukaryota; Metazoa; Arthropoda; Insecta; Diptera; Culicidae. The record is from RefSeq and is a predicted model, not a curated record. Gene Ontology annotation, cellular component: nuclear chromosome.
AUUCAGAAAACUUAGAAAAUUAGAAUCCGAAGGAGAAAAACUUUCAUUGAAAGUAAAAUCUAGGGCUUCCUGGGACAAUUGCUUCGUAGAGAAUGACAUUUUGACUCGGAAAUCUGCGGGUGAAGAUACCAUGAAAACUAUUCGUUUCCAUAGCAAAAAUGGAAAACAUCGUUUCAUGCUCGUGAUGUUCCUGUUAACAGAGAUUUUCAAACUUCUCGCUUCACAAUCUUCGUGCACAAAACGUGAACUGUACUAUCGUGAUCCAAAGCUUACUCGCAACCAAAGACAUGUCGAUGAAGGUCUCCGGGACAUUUGUUCUCUGUUAAAAGCUGAUCCCUGGGAGCUAAAAGUAUUUGCCUCUUCAAAAGGACUGGUGGCAGGACCUCUUCAAUUUCGUUCGAAAAAUGAGGAGAUGGUUGAUUGUUUCAAUUCUCUUGGAACUUCAAUCCCCUGUGACGUACAUGGAUUGGUAGAGAUUACCGUUAACGCUGACUUGCUGUUGAUAGUGGAAAAGGAUACCGUUUUUCGGCGACUUUUAGACGAUGGUGUUCUAGUGCGACUUACAAAAAGAGUGAGUAAAGGUUAUCCAGAUGUGGGAACUCGUUUACUAUUGAAGAAAAUUUGGAAUUUAUAUCAGACACCCAUGUAUGCACUAGUAGAUGCAGAUCCUUAUGGAAUCGAAAUCUAUUGCGUUUACAAGUUUGGCUCUCUGACACUUUCUCAUCAGUCGCACAGUUUAGCUGUCCCGACGAUUCAAUGGCUUGGAAUUCGACCAUCUCAUAUAGCUUUAUUACAACUGAAGAAGCUUCCACUUACCGAUAGAGAUCACUCCCGAAUAGUUGAAUUGUUGAAACGUCCUUAUAUUGGUAAAUCUGGUUGUGAGUUGCAAAGGGAACUGAAACUUCUACAGCAAGAAGAAGGCAAAGCAGAAAUUGAAAGUUUGGCCGAUUUAUCAAUAGACUAUUUAGUAAGCAAGUAUCUGCCCAAUCAACUCGAACAGUUGUCGUUAUAA